This is a messenger RNA of Bipolaris oryzae ATCC 44560, 3069 nucleotides long. RefSeq lists its product as uncharacterized. The record is from RefSeq and is a predicted model, not a curated record. Gene Ontology annotation, cellular component: endoplasmic reticulum; cytoplasm; ER to Golgi transport vesicle membrane. The transcript has 3 exons. Gene Ontology annotation, biological process: endoplasmic reticulum to Golgi vesicle-mediated transport; transcytosis; intracellular protein transport. Lineage: Eukaryota; Fungi; Ascomycota; Dothideomycetes; Pleosporales; Pleosporaceae. Bases 1 to 3069 code for a protein of 1022 amino acids.
AUGAUGCGAGUACUCGAGGCCAACGCGCCUCCCAAGCAGACUGCCACGGAUACUAUCAGCACGCUGAGCGGGCGCCUGACCAGCGCAACCCUCCUCGAAGAUCGCCGCGCUGCCAUUCUCGGCCUCCGUAGUUUUGCAAAAGAAUACCCCGCCUCAGUCGCAUCAGGAGCGCUGCGGGGACUCAUCACGUCUCUUACCAAAGAUGGCGACGAUGUGGACACGCUCAAGGUGGUGCUUGAGACACUGCUCAUGCUCUUCCACCCCGAUGAGAACAGCCCAGAAGCCUCCGAGGAAAUAGCCCUAUGGUUGGCCGACCAAUUCUCUCAACGACAAGACAACAUCACUUUGCUCGUCGACCUCCUGGAGAAGCCAGAUUUUUAUUCCCGCCUUUACUCGCUGCAGCUGAUUCGCGCCAUCUCGCAAGCACGACCCCAACGAACCCAAGAAUGUGUCCUCACAGCCCCCGGCGGCAUCGAACGACUCGUCGCAACCCUCGAUGAUCCACGAGAUGCCAUUCGCAACGAAAGUCUCAUUGUACUUAACGACUUAGCGCGCUCCUCGACUGAACUCCAAAAGCUGUUUGUUUUUGAGGAUGCCUUUACUAAGAUAUUCAACCUGAUACAUGCCGACGGCGGGCUCACACAGGGUGGCGUUGUGGUCCAGGAUUGUCUGAGUUUGCUAGCCACUCUCAUUCGCUUCAAUGUAUCCAACCAGACCAACAUUCGAGAGAUGGGUCAUGUCGCACGAUUCUCUGCACUACUUCCUGGGGGAAAGAAGCCAAAAAAGGCACGUCCCACCGUAGAAGGCGAGGAUGACUGGGUUAGUCCGCAAAACGAUAAGAACGUUUGGGGUCUGCUUGCCAUCAUGCGCAUGUUCCUCGUCAAAGGGAGUCCAGGUACACUGCAAAACCAAAAUGUUUUUCAACAACAUGGCCUUGUCCGCCAGCUUCUCAAUAUUGCUUUCGAUCCUGCAACUGCAAUGCCCAUCAAAAUCGAGGCUCUCAACACUUGCGCCGACCUCAUCAGAGGCAAUGCCAGGCUACAAGAAGGUUUUGCCCAAGAGCAGGUUCGGCCCAUUGUUGAACCUGUCACGAAUGGUGUGGCUUCUCCAAACGGCACCGCGCAGGUAUAUGUUAUCGAAGCGCUACUCAACCUUGUGCUCUCCCCUGCAUCCAACGACCUUUUUGAUUUGCGCAAUGCAGGAUGCGAGUGUAUCAAGGCCUAUUUUUACAAUCACGUGCAGAUCCAGGAACAUUUCCUUAACCGAGCCAUCGGUGGACACGAAGGUGGUGAUGAGACAGCGAAUGCGCUGACUAUACUGAUGGCGGGUUCGCAGGUUCCUCCAACUGGCGACCCCUACAGGAUUUGGUUUGCAGCAACCCUCAUGUACCAUCUCAUUUUUGAUGAUUACCAAGCAAAGAAUACACUGAUGCAAGUCAAAGAAGGCGAUGCGGAAAGUGGCGAGGAAGUCGUCACAUGUAUACAGACGUUGACUGCAAACCUGAUUGCAAGUCUACAGCUCGGCGAAGACGAGCGCAUCUCCGUCGCCUACCUGAUGCUCUUGCUAGGCUGGCUUUUCGAGGACGCCUCGGCAGUAGAUGACUUCUUAGCAGAAGCCAGCAGUUUACAAAGUCUAGUCCAAGCCGUAUUGACACCGGGAGAGGACCGUGUCUUGAUUAGGGGUCUGUGUGCAGCACUGUUGGGUGUUGUGUAUGAGUUCUCAACAAGGGAUUCACCAGUGCCGCGACGCGAACUCCAGCCAAUACUCACUUCGAAGCUUGGCCGCGACAAGUACCUUGACGCCAUCACGGGGCUGCGACACCAUCCUCUUGUGCGCGACUUCGAGGUAUUACCCCGCAAUGGCGGAGGUGGCAGCAGUUUACCUGAUGUGUUCUUCGACGAGACCUUUAUAGACUUUUUGAAAGACAAUUUUAGUCGCUUGUCGCGAGCGAUUGACCGAAAUCCGAAUAUUGAGCAGCAUCAGUCGCAUGAUGGCGUUGAUCGAGACGUAGUUGAUGCGCUACGUGGCGAAAGAGAUGAAAAGGAGCAGAUCAUCCAAGAGCUUCAGGCACAACUCAUGACCCUGGAGCAAAAAAUAAACAAUGAGCAAGCCGAGCAUCGCAAGACGCAGCAAGCAGCAGAAGAGCAAAGAAAUACGCUAAAACGCAUCAAUGACAAAUUGCACGACGACCUCGACAAGGAAAUCGCGAACAAAGAUCGCGAGCACCGACAAACCAUACUUGAGACGGAGAAUAGGUACAACCUUCAAAUCGUUGCGCUCAAUAACAAGUUACAACAAGCUACCAAAGAUGCAAACAUUGCCGUCGCAAAGGUCAAGCAAGAAUAUGACGGGAAACUGCUCGAUGCAAACAGGAUACGAGCUGAGCUGGAAAGUCGACUGGGUGCCUCAGACAAAGCUCUGCAAGAGGCUUCGGAGAAGAUUCGUAGCCUUGAGCAAUCACUGAACCAGGCACGUGAUGAAGUGGCUACUAUCACGGAAACCCUGCGUAAUGCGCAAUCGCAAGCACAAAAGAGUGAGGAUGAGAUCAAGAAGCUCAAGGAGGAAAAGGAAGCACAGAUCAAGAAAUUAGAGGACGAAAAGGAGGUGCAGGUCAAGCGACUCGAGGAAGAAAAAGAGGCAGCCCUCGAGCAAUUCAAAUCAGAAAAGGACGCCCUACAGUCGAGCGUCGACAAACUCAACAAAGAGAACCAAGAUCUCAAAACCAAAGUACAAGACCAAACAUGGAAGGUCAAAGACGCAGAGGAGAAGCUGCGUAAAGCUGAGUCGGGCGCGAAGUCGACAAAGGAGAAGGAAAUCAAAGAGCUGCAAGAGAAGCUACGUAAAGCCCAAGAGAACGAGAAGGAGAAGACGACCGAGUUGGAGGAUCUCAUCAUGGUACUCAGUGAUCUUGAGGAAAAGAGGAGCAAAGACAAGGAACGUCUCAAAGCUCUUGGGCAAGAAGUAUCUGACGACGAAGAGGAUGAUGACGACGAUGAUGACGAUGAAGAAGACGAAGACGAACAGGAAGACAGUGACGAGGAUGAUGAAGAGGAAGAGAAGAAGAAAUAG